CGUAAUUUCAUUGUCAUGAUCCAAAGUCCAACUGUUGCAACAACUUGCACCAACUUCAACUACGGAAAGGUCCGGAAAGGAUUUAUCGGGAAAAGGACUUAAAAUUAUGGGCUCAGCACUUAUGAAGGAUGACUCAUUUGCACCUGUACAGAGACUGAUCCACUGAGGCCAAAGGAUGGUAAAGAGUGUCAUGGUAGCUUAUGCCCUGUGGGCAGCAGGUGGGCCUUUGGGCCUUCACCAUUUAUAUUUAGGAAGAGACAGCCAUGCUCUGUUAUGGAUGCUAACCCUGGGAGGAUUUGGGUUUGGCUGGGUCAGAGAGGUCAUACGUAUUCCUGCAUAUGUUGGUCAGGCCAAUCAAAAUGUAGAGAAAGAGAAAAAAACACCUCCCACCAUGGUUCCACCUGUAAGCCCUGUCAGAUUUGCUGGACAGGUGUGUGUUGGAAUCUACUUUGGAAUAGUGGCUCUGAUUGGACUAAACUCCCUCGGUUUCUUCUACUUGAUCGUCCUGCCUUUGUGUGUGGGUGCAGGGGUACACCUGGUGUCCUGUAUUGGCCAGCAGACGUCUGAUCUCCAAAAAACCUUGACUACUUGUCUCAUAACCUCCCCAAUAUUUUAUGGUAGUGCCUUAUCACCUCUUCCUAUAAGCCUGGCUGCCAGUGUCACUGCUGCACAGUACCGCAGGGUCAAACCUCCACAGACACCGGGGAGCACACAGAAACUAGGUCCACGGCUUUACAGGCUCGGUCUAGCCUGGCUGGCCUUCUCUGCUCCACUGGGUUACUCUAUUUUCCAUAACACCACAGCCACACUGUACUACCUGUCUGACUGUGUAGCAGCGCUUCUGGAUAUGUUCUGGUUUCUGCCUUGGCUCAGAAACGUCUUUGAGUACAUUCUUUUAAUUCCAUAUCGACUCUUGUGUGUUCUUACUGGAGGGGGGUACUAUGAAGACGCUUGGAGGAAGGUGCUGGAGAUACUGCUCAAAGAGUACACGGAGAGAGAGAAAGAGGCACUGCAGGUACUGUCAUUGGAAGUAGACGCAUCUCUAGAAGACAUAACUCGCAGCUACAGGGAGCUGGCCAAGACGUGGCAUCCAGACCACAACCCCAGCAAGGAUGCUGAGGCCAUGUUUAUGAAGAUCCAUGAGGCUUAUCAGGUCCUCCUGCGACGGCACAAACCUCAUCGAUUCACAUAGUUGUCAUAGUUGUUUAUGGAAAAUAAAUCAAUAGCAUGCACACCGACCCGCACAGCAUUUCACAGCUGUCUGAUUGGUUGCUUUGCAGAGCUGGUCUCAAACGGCAGUUUUCUGCCACCUUGUGGUGCCAAACAUGUAACACAGCCAUAAACUAUUUCAACACAA
Messenger RNA from Etheostoma cragini (Arkansas darter), 1357 nucleotides. RefSeq names its product DnaJ (Hsp40) homolog, subfamily C, member 22 (gene dnajc22). Lineage: Eukaryota; Metazoa; Chordata; Actinopteri; Perciformes; Percidae. Bases 176 to 1192 code for a protein of 338 amino acids. Gene Ontology annotation, biological process: endocytosis. The transcript is spliced from 4 exons. Gene Ontology annotation, cellular component: early endosome; plasma membrane. The record is from RefSeq and is a predicted model, not a curated record.